AUGGCGUCAAUGUGGAUGUCCGACACCCAAAAAAUCGGAGUGAUUUUUUGCUCCGGAGGCGGUUUCUUCCUCAUCGGCGGAGUGAUGCUGUUCUUCGACCGCGCCAUGCUCGCCAUGGGAAAUAUCCUCUUCCUUAUCGGUCUGACGAUUAUUAUCGGACCCCAGAAGACGCUGCUCUUCUUCGCGCGGAAACAAAAGGCAAAGGGCACGGCAGCCUUCUUCGCGGGGCUCGCCCUGAUUCUGCUGCGGUGGCCCCUGAUCGGCUUCUGUGUCGAGCUCUACGGCAUCAUGAUCCUGUUCGGAGACUUCCUCGGCACUAUCGCCGCGUUCGCGCGCAACAUCCCAGUCAUAGGGCCCUACAUCGGGGCCGCGGUCGACCGGUCCGGUGUUGGACGGCGAAACGCCGAACUGCCCGUGUAA
Molecule: messenger RNA, 420 nt
Organism: Colletotrichum graminicola M1.001
Lineage: Eukaryota; Fungi; Ascomycota; Sordariomycetes; Glomerellales; Glomerellaceae
Product: Got1-like family protein
Exons: 5
Coding region: 1-420 (139 amino acids)
Biological process (GO): retrograde transport, endosome to Golgi; endoplasmic reticulum to Golgi vesicle-mediated transport
Cellular component (GO): Golgi membrane; Golgi cis cisterna; endoplasmic reticulum
Source: RefSeq, a predicted model, not a curated record